This is a messenger RNA of Colletotrichum siamense, 882 nucleotides long. RefSeq names its product Endoglucanase-4 (gene cel61a-2). Bases 1 to 882 code for a protein of 293 amino acids. The record is from RefSeq and is a predicted model, not a curated record. NCBI's taxonomy places the organism in Eukaryota, Fungi, Ascomycota, Sordariomycetes, Glomerellales, Glomerellaceae. The transcript has a single exon.
AUGUUACCUAGAGUCGCCUUUACGCCAGCGGCGCUCUUCACAUUCGUGGCGGCCCAUAGUCGCAUCACGAAUUUCGUUAUCGAUGGCGCCUCGUACAAUGGUUACAACGCCAAAGUUCCCAACAAUCCCAAACUUCUGGCGGCAUGGAGCACAACAGUGAAUGAUGAUGGUUGGGUCAGCACCGAGAGCUAUGGCGGACCCAACAUCCUGUGCCACCGGAACGCAACCAACCCUGCAGGCCAUGCACCGGUAGCAGCGGGCGACACGAUUGCCUUCCAGUGGCAAGGCUGGCCAGAAUCUCACCACGGUCCUGUGGUGACACAUCUCGCAUACUGCGGUUCUGAGAGAGGAUCUUGUGAAGCAGUGGAAAAGACGACAUUGAGCUUCUUCGCCAUCGACAAGGUUGGGCUGAUCGACCCUAAUAAGAACGCUACCGAAUUCGCAACCGCCAGAGGGAUCUGGGCAAGCGACGUCCUCAUACAGAACAACGCUAGCUGGGUGGUUCAGAUCCCACCCAAGAUAGCGCCAGGAUAUUACGUUCUCCGCCACGAGAUUGUGGCACUGCAUUUCGCGAGGUAUCCUGGUCAGGGAGCUCAGCAUUAUCCGCAGUGUAUUAAUAUCCAAGUGACCGGCGGAGGAGGAGAUCGGCCGACCGGAACGCUAGGCACAAGACUCUACCAGCCAGCGGAGGAAGGAUUGGUGUACGACAUCUCACAGAGCCCGCUUCCUCCGUACAAGAUCCCCGGGCCGACGGUAUACACCGGAGCAAAGACCUUUGCUGCUCAGACGGGAGCGCAAGUAUUAUCUUCGGCCACUGCGAUACCAGGAAUUCCGGGGAACGACACGAGAAGUAUGACUGGAAGUAUCCAAGAGAGUAUUUAA